UUGCCAAAACAUCAAACAAACUACAACUUCAAAGCUAAUUCUUGAUAUCAAGAGAUCAUCUCGUGUGUGAACCAAUGGCAAAUCCAAUUCAGAAAAGUAAGCUUGAGGCCGAUGUAGAGAUCCAGGCUUCUGCUGAGCAGUUUUAUCAUAUGCUCGUCAGUUAUAAACUGAAACAUGUGCAGCAUACUUGCAGUGACAAGGUUCAAGGAUGCGAUUUACAACAAGGGGAAUGGGGGCAAGUCGGUAGCAUCAUCAAUUGGAGUUAUGUGCAUGACGGGAAGAGUAAAGUGGCAAAGGAGGUAAUUGAAGCUGUAGAGCCUGAUAAGAACUUAAUCACUGUCAGAGUGCUGGAGGGGGAUCUAAUGGAAGAAUUCAAGAGCUUUUUAAUGACCAUUCAAGUUUCGUCCAAGAGCGGGGGCAGUGGCGCCGUAGUGCACUUUACUAUGGAAUACGAGAAGCUGCACGAUGGGAUUUCACACCCCGAGUCUGUGCUGCAACUCUUGGUGGAUCUCUCCAAGGGCAUGGACGCUCACCUCCCACAAGCAAACUAAACGAUGGAUUA
Messenger RNA from Hibiscus syriacus, 562 nucleotides. RefSeq names its product MLP-like protein 28. Lineage: Eukaryota; Viridiplantae; Streptophyta; Magnoliopsida; Malvales; Malvaceae. Gene Ontology annotation, biological process: defense response. The record is from RefSeq and is a predicted model, not a curated record. The coding region runs from base 75 to 551 and encodes 158 amino acids. The transcript has 2 exons.